Messenger RNA from Temnothorax curvispinosus, 1241 nucleotides. Its product is annotated as odorant receptor 13a-like. The transcript is spliced from 7 exons. The record is from RefSeq and is a predicted model, not a curated record. Gene Ontology annotation, biological process: sensory perception of smell; detection of chemical stimulus involved in sensory perception of smell. Gene Ontology annotation, molecular function: odorant binding; olfactory receptor activity. Bases 60 to 1034 code for a protein of 324 amino acids. Gene Ontology annotation, cellular component: plasma membrane. NCBI's taxonomy places the organism in Eukaryota, Metazoa, Arthropoda, Insecta, Hymenoptera, Formicidae.
UCUGUCUUAUUAUUCCUACUGUACAUUCUUUGACAAGAAUUUUUGGAGACAUUAUAUUAAUGGUAGAUAAUUUACAAUACACCCUACCACUUUCAACUUGCUUGAUAAGAAUCGCAAUUUUCUGGUGGAAAAAAGAAGCUAUCAUACCAGUCGUGAAUAUGAUCGCAGAAGAUUGGAUAAAGGUGAAAAGUGCACAAGACAGAAGUGUAAUGAUCAAAAGGGCACGGAGUGCACGCUUAAUUAUUACAUUCUCCUAUUGCAUAAUGGGAACAGGAGCCUUUUAUCUUAUCGCUUUACCUUUCUUUGGAAUAUCGAUAAGAGACACAAACAACAUUACUGAUCCAGGCAGACUACUGCCUCUACAAACUUAUUACAUUUACGAUGUAACAAACAGUCCACAGUAUGAACUGACAUAUAUUAGUCAAUCUAUUAAUAUUAUUAUGAGCAUGGUAUCCUACAGUGGAAUCGAUAAUUUUAUCGGACUACUAGUUUUCCAUAUAUGUGGCCAAUUAGAGAUUCUCAAUAACCGUUUAUCAAGUUUCGAUAAAUGUGUUAAUUCCCACGAGAUAAAGAAUUGUAUAAUAAAACACAAGAGUUUGCUUAGAGCUAUUAACGUUAUUGAAGAUACAUAUAAUGUAAUCCUUCUCAUUUUAUUCGUAUAUUUUGCAAUACUCUUCGCUUUUUAUGGUUUCCGGAUACCUACUUUACUUGACGAAGAGACUGAUACAUCAUUCUCUCAAUUGAUAUGUUUUAUAUUUACCGUAAUCAAUAUAUUCACACAUAUGUGCUUACACUGUGCUCUUGGGGAGAUUUUGGUUGCCCAGUGUAAUAAAAUAUACUACGCUGCAUACAGUAAUAAAUGGUACUCCAUGAAUCCAAAAGUAACCCACAACUUGCUACUUUUAAUGAUAAGAGGCUCCAUACCGGUCUAUCUGACUGCUGGAAAAAUGUUUCCUCUAACGAUGGCUACGUUUUGCAGUUUAAUAAAAACGUCAGUUGGAUAUAUAUCCGUUUUACAUACAAUGAAAAGCUAAGUACAAAGCUGAGAACAAAUUCAAGUCGUUCCCCUUACGGGCCGCCAAGCGGCACGGAGAUUCAACAGCAUGAGCGCUGUCUACACUUUUAUAUCUGUAAUUUGCUUUUAACCUAAAAUAUAAUACAACACUGCACGUUUUUUAGACUAAGAAGAUUUCGCCUGUGUUUUCUUUUGAGACGAUACCUUGUAAUUAACAUAGUUUUUU